AUGGGGAUUGAAGAAAGUCAAAUUUGCAAUCCAUCAGAUCGUGAAUUUUUGUCAGUUGACAUUUUAAAUAUUGUAACAUCAUCAUUAUCGUUAAUGGGUAGUGCAUUAACUAUAAUAUCAUAUAUUUGGAAAAAAGUUAGAAGACAUAGGAUUCAAAAACAACAAAUUCAACAACAACAGCAACAGAUUGAAAAAGGUGGAUUAUUAUCAUCAUCAAUUACAAUUGGCAAUGGUAGUUCCCACUAUGGUGGUAUAGGUGGUGGUGGUGGUUCUGGCAAUGGUACUGGUAUUGGUGCCAUUGGUGGACCACAUGGUACUUAUAAACAGCCAACAUCGAAAUUACCUUUACUCAUAUUCAUGUUAUCAAUUGCAGAUUUCUUUACAUCAUUUUUCAUUAUCAUUUCUCAAUCUUAUUUAAUCAAUAAUUCAAAAUCAUAUAGUACACCCUAUUCACCAGAUUUAAAAAUUCAUUUCUCACCUUGUAUAAUCUUACGUGCCAUAAUUCAAUUCUUUUUCUUAUCAACUUUUUUUUGGACAACUUGUAUCUCUUAUUAUUUAUUCCAUCAAUUAUCAUCACCAGGUGAAGAGAAAUAUUUAUUAGCAAUUUUUAAUGUUGUAUCAUGGGGUAUACCAUUUGCAAUUUCAAUGGUUAUAACAAUGACAAAUUCAAUAGUUGUAAAUUCUGAUGGAUGGUGUGAGGUUGCAAAACCAAUGGAAUUAUCAUUAUGGUUCCUUCCAUUAUUUUUAUGUUUAUUAGUUUGUUCAAUUUAUUAUUUUAGAUUAAGAAGAUUAUUUAGAAGUAAAUUUGAAUAUAGAUUACAAAUUAAUGAUCGUUUAAAACAAUUAGAUUCAACUAUAUCUAGACGUUUAACACUUUAUAUUGUUGUAUUUGUAAUUUGUUGGUUACCAGAUGUAAUUCAACAUUUCAUAUCAUUCUUUUCAAAAUGUACUUUCUUCCCACUUUUAAUAUUACAAAAUAUUUUAACACCAUCACAAGGAUUUUGGAAUUUUUGGAUUUAUUCAUACACAAAUAAAAUUGCACGUUUCACACCUUCAAAUGAUGAAAAUAAAAGAUUAUUACAAUAA
This is a messenger RNA of Dictyostelium discoideum AX4, 1086 nucleotides long. RefSeq names its product cAMP receptor-like protein (gene crlC). Gene Ontology annotation, molecular function: cAMP binding; transmembrane signaling receptor activity; G protein-coupled receptor activity. The coding region runs from base 1 to 1086 and encodes 361 amino acids. Gene Ontology annotation, cellular component: membrane. The record is from RefSeq and is a predicted model, not a curated record. The transcript has 3 exons. NCBI's taxonomy places the organism in Eukaryota, Evosea, Eumycetozoa, Dictyosteliales, Dictyosteliaceae. Gene Ontology annotation, biological process: G protein-coupled purinergic nucleotide receptor signaling pathway; G protein-coupled receptor signaling pathway; signal transduction.